Messenger RNA from Eurypyga helias (sunbittern), 1205 nucleotides. It is a transcript of the gene BAP1, whose product is annotated as BRCA1 associated protein-1 (ubiquitin carboxy-terminal hydrolase). Gene Ontology annotation, biological process: ubiquitin-dependent protein catabolic process; protein deubiquitination. Gene Ontology annotation, molecular function: cysteine-type deubiquitinase activity. The record is from RefSeq and is a predicted model, not a curated record. Lineage: Eukaryota; Metazoa; Chordata; Aves; Eurypygiformes; Eurypygidae. The annotation marks the transcript as partial. Gene Ontology annotation, cellular component: cytoplasm. The transcript has 11 exons.
GUCUCUUCACACUCCUGGUCGAAGAUUUUGGGGUCAAGGGAGUGCAGGUGGAAGAGAUCUAUGAUCUGCAGAGCAAAUGCCAGGGCCCCGUGUAUGGGUUCAUCUUCCUGUUCAAGUGGAUUGAGGAGCGCAGAUCGCGCCGCAAGGUCUCUACCCUGGUGGAUGAGACAUCGGUGAUUGACGAUGACAUCGUUAAUAACAUGUUCUUUGCUCACCAGCUGAUCCCCAAUUCCUGUGCCACCCACGCCCUGCUGAGCGUCCUCCUGAACUGCAACAAUGUGGACCUGGGCCCCACGCUGAGCCGCAUGAAGGAUUUCACCAAGGGGUUCAGCCCCGAGAGUAAAGGCUACGCCAUUGGCAACGCCCCGGAGCUGGCCAAGGCCCACAACAGCCAUGCCAGGCCGGAGCCACGGCACUUGCCGGAAAAGCAGAACGGUAUCAGCACUGUGCGAACCAUGGAAGCGUUUCACUUUGUGAGUUACGUCCCCAUCAAGGGACGGCUGUUUGAGCUGGACGGGCUGAAGGUCUACCCCAUCGACCACGGGCCGUGGGCUGACGACGAGGAAUGGACGGACAAAGCCCGGAGAGUGAUCAUGGAGCGCAUCGGCCUGGCCACUGCAGGGGAGCCGUACCACGACAUCCGCUUCAACCUGAUGGCGGUGGUGCCGGAUCGGAGGAUGAAGUACGAGUCCAAACUGCACAUCCUGAAGAUGAACCGCCAGACUGUGCUGGAGGCCUUGCAGCAGCUCAUCCGAGUAACUCAGCCUGAGCUGAUCCAGACCCAGAAGUCUCAGGAGGCUCAGCCUGAAGAGGCGAAGCCAGCUGGCAGCAAGACCGUGACUCCAGAGAGUGCCCAUCCAGACGGCACCGACGAACCCACCGGCCAGGGUGGUCACCCUGCCGCCACGCAGAGCCCACCCGCCAAAUCCAAACCGGUGGCGAAGACGUCAGCGGGCGGUAUCAACGGGGCGCCUCCGGCAAACCCCAACCCCAUCGUGCAGAGGUUGCCAGCCUUCCUGGAUAAGCACAACUACGCCAAGUCCCCCAUGCAGGAGGAGGAGGACCUUGCAGCAGGAGUGGGUCGCAGCCGGGUUCCGGUCCGACAGCACCAUCAGUAUUCAGAUGAUGAGGAUGACUAUGACGACGAGGAGGAGGAGGAAGUCCGUAACACCAACUCGGCCAUCAGGUGCCGGCUCGAGCUGAGG